AUGCAAUUUGUCCCAAAAACCUCAACUCGAGUGUCCAAGAAGACAAAAAGAGAUGUAAGUUUUUAAAUUUAAAUUCGUAUUUUUUGUUUUAGGUAUCAGAGGCUGUCAUCGGAGAGAAGGAAAACAUUCCGCCCGAAAUUGUUGUUCAGCUGCCCGCUACUCAGACUCCUCAACAAGGUCAAGGGAUGAUAUCACAGCAAAGUAAAGCAAUGAAUCAGACUCCUCAACAAGGGCAGGGAAUGAAUCCACAAACCCAAAAGGUAGCUCCUCAGAAUGCCCAAGGAACUCAGGAUGUGUUGAAGAGAAAGUUGCCGUCCCGUGCCAAUGAAGCCAAACCCGCUAAAUCAAUGGACCAGUAGGUUUUAAAAUUUUUCUGACUUUGUUCACUCUAGGUGGGUGGUCAAGCGCUGCAAGCUCAAUGUUGAGGCCAAUAAAGUCGAAUCCGUGACCCUGUUCCUGCGGUCAGCCAUGGUCCCCUUCCUACAGCAAUCAAUUACGUUCCGCAACGAAGCCCUGUUCCAGCGCCUCGCGGCGUUGGUGGUCGGAGAGGUAGGUAGAAAAUGUGCAUAUGUUUGGAAAAUGAAAAAAAAAAUACGCACAUUUUUUACUUAUAGGUCAUCGAGGUGAAGGACUACAAGGCCUACAAUACAUAUGUCACAAUUUUUGGAGAAGGUGAUGUGAACACAACCGUCCAGUUCCAAAACUCCGCUGACGAAGAGGAAGAUAUGCUUAUUUAA
Bursaphelenchus xylophilus (pine wood nematode) is the source of this 737-nucleotide messenger RNA. The record is from the annotation of a GenBank genome assembly. NCBI's taxonomy places the organism in Eukaryota, Metazoa, Nematoda, Chromadorea, Rhabditida, Aphelenchoididae.